AUGUUAGGCUUGAUAGAGACAAAAAAAGAAGUUGUGACAACCUUUGAUGUAGUGCAACUGUGGGGUGCUGAUGCUGUUAAAUGGGAGUAUGUUGGGUCGGUUGGUGCUUCUGGAGGGCUGUUAUUGAUGUGGGAUGAGACGGUAUUUCAGAUGAAUAAUUGCUAUAAGGGGAGUCGUUGGUUGUGUGUGGAGGGUGUGUUGUUUAGAAAUAAUUUUUCUUGUGCUUUCUGUCUGGUUUAUGGCCCGCAUGAGAGGGGGGCAAAGCUUGCUACAUGGGAAGAAUUGAGUUUCCUGUUUGGAAUGUGUCAGGUUCCGUUUUGCUAUCUAGGAGAUUUCAAUGAGAUAACUCAAGUAGAGGAUAGGAAGGGAGCUGAUUCUUUGACGGUGACUGCCGCGGAGUUUAAAUCCUGGAUACAAGAUAUGGAGUUAGUGGACUUGGCAGUCACUGACCGGUUGUUCACCUGGUUCAGAGGGCAGUCCUGCAGUCGUAUUGAUCGGGUUCUGGUGAGUGUGGAGUGGUUAGAAAUGUUUCCGGAAACUAGGCUGCGGGGGAGACCAAGAGGGUUAUCUGACCACUGUCCGUUGAUCAUGGAGGUUUCUCAGUUGAAAGAAGGGCCAAGACCGUUUCGAAGUUUAGAUUCUUGGUUCACGCAUAAUGGAUUUCUAAAGAUGGUAAAAGAGGAGUGGAAAGCUCUAGGUGACAGACAGUUCAUGGACAAAUUGAAGGCUUUGACGAGUCCAUUGAGCAGUUGGCAUAAAAAGAACUUUGGGGGCAUGGAGAAAAGGAUUGCACAGCUUGAGGAUGAAAUAAAAAAAGUGGAUGAUAUGACAAGCUUUGGAGUGGAUGAUGGGACUGUUGAAGCUAGGAGAAAGACGCUUGUGAACUGCUGUAAAAAAUGGUACAUACGAUAG
Arachis stenosperma is the source of this 912-nucleotide messenger RNA. RefSeq lists its product as uncharacterized. NCBI's taxonomy places the organism in Eukaryota, Viridiplantae, Streptophyta, Magnoliopsida, Fabales, Fabaceae. The coding region runs from base 1 to 912 and encodes 303 amino acids. The record is from RefSeq and is a predicted model, not a curated record. The transcript has a single exon.